AGCAAUAGUUAUUAUCAGGAUAACUUCUCGCGGAUAUUUUUCUCAUAAAAGUAACCUACAUGAUAAAGAUUUUCUCAAAGUCUGGUCACUUGGUUGGGGUUUAGGUGGCUGUGAAUUUACAUUCUACUUGUUCUUUAAUUAUAUUCAAGCUGUAAUGGUUAUGAAAGAGACCGAGAUGAGUUUUGGCCAGAUUUUAAGAAGGAACCCACCUGGGACAAAGAGUGCUGAUCUCUAUAACUGGCCAGACCAGAGUUUUGAUGAGAUGGAUACAACACUGGCUGUCCAGCAAUAUAUUCAACAAACCAUUCGUAAAGAUUACAGUGAUAUUGAUCAAAUAUUAUCAGCUCCAGAGGGUCAGGAUGAAGGAGUAUGGAAAUAUGAACAUCUUAGGCAAUUUUGCUUGGAACUUAAUGGGCUUGCGGUCAAGCUUCAGACUGAAUGUACAGCUGAAACAUGUUCACAGAUGACUGCAACAGAACAGUGGAUAUUUCUUUGUGCUGCUCAUAAAACUCCCAAAGAAUGUCCUGCUAUAGAUAACACAAGACAUACAUUAGAUGGUGCUGCAUGUUUAUUAAACAGCAACAAGUAUUUUCCAAGCAGAGUCAGCAUCAAAGAAUCAUCUGUGGCGAAGUUAGGAUCUGUAUGUAGAAGAGUUUAUAGAAUAUUUUCUCAUGCUUAUUAUCACCAUAGACACAUAUUUGAUGAGUUCGAGAAUGAAAGCCACCUCUGUCGUAGAUUCACUGUCUUUGUUGUCAAAUACAAUUUAAUGUCACGAGACAAUUUAAUAGUUCCAAUAUUGCCUGAUCCUGAGGAUCCAUCCCCAAAGGAAACUUCACCGACAUACACUCUUGUAUCAUCACAGGUUGAAAAUGAAGAUGGACAACCUGCCGACGACUCACCUCUUGAUGAGACGCCUGCUACAGAUGAUACAUUGUCAACGACAAUCAUACAAGCCGCAACUGCGGAACAAUCAGAGGACGAACCAAAAAUAACUCAGGAGGAAGGAUUUGGACAUUCCGGUGGAACUGCUGACUUUGCUACGCUCAAACUUUCCAAAUCAUCAGACAAGAAGGAUUCAACUAAAAGUGUGAAUGCCAACAACAGCAACAAUUUGGUUUCCAAAUUUAAGAAAUCCACAAUACUUUGAUUUAGCAGCAGCUGGGGAUAAUUCUGAACUUUCCCCUGAACGAAACGAGGAAACAGAAGAUUCUGACUGAAUUGUAUGAUAUUUCUACCCGCAUACCACAGAAACAGAGCACAUUGUUCCAAAUAUACGUUGCAAACUUGAUAGAAUACUGUGUUGCACUUUUGAGUAUGCAUGAUAAGAAUGCGUUUUGAUCAAAAGCAAGGCUGUGUUGUUGGUAUGAGCCUUUUAAGAUGACAUGCUUGCUUUUUUUGCUGUUGCUAUAUAUUUUUGUAUUAAGUUUAUAUAUAAUGUAGAGGAAAUCAAUAUCUAUUUGAUUUGAACGUUUUAUAAAAAAUUAUGUGGCAGGUAAUAUGUUAUGGAGUCUUAUUAUAGCCUUUGCUGCAAGAAAACUGAAAAAUCAGCUAAUUAACCCCGAAACACAUUUUGGACAUGCCUACUUACGCUGCUAGUGUUUCAUAAGAUGAAUUUUGCUGUUUUCAUUACUUUUGUUUCGUAGCCUCGAACUGUUUCAAUGAUGCUAAUCUUAACGCAUCUUUGUCUUGAGUGUUAUCCGGAUUGUGUUCAACAUAUGAUUAGGCAGUUUGUUCUCCAAUGGUAUAAAUAUAUAAUUCUUAUAGACUUUUGCUAAAUAUAUUACAAACCUGAACAUGCGUGUAAUUGGACAUAUAUGGAAGCGUUUGCAUUAGAUAUGAGCAUGUGUUUUGCUAUAUUUUCACUCAUCAUUCGUUCAAUGGAAAUUUAGAUGAAUUUAUUCCUAAACGUAGGACUCGAGAUAUCAAGCCUGGAGUAUCUGAUAUAAUUUUUGAUUUUUUCAUUUGUUUUGAAUCAAUGUCAAAUAUGUUGCUUGUAGAUUUAUAUGUUUUAUAUGUAGGACUGUAUUGUUAUUUAAUAAAUAUUGAUCAUUGUGUGAUAUUAAUGACCAUU
This is a messenger RNA of Styela clava, 2071 nucleotides long. Its product is annotated as MOB-like protein phocein. NCBI's taxonomy places the organism in Eukaryota, Metazoa, Chordata, Ascidiacea, Stolidobranchia, Styelidae. The record is from RefSeq and is a predicted model, not a curated record.